Messenger RNA from Aptenodytes forsteri (emperor penguin), 1593 nucleotides. It is a transcript of the gene SPHK1, whose product is annotated as sphingosine kinase 1. The coding region runs from base 64 to 1101 and encodes 345 amino acids. The record is from RefSeq and is a predicted model, not a curated record. The transcript is spliced from 4 exons. Gene Ontology annotation, biological process: negative regulation of apoptotic process; cellular response to growth factor stimulus; sphingosine biosynthetic process. NCBI's taxonomy places the organism in Eukaryota, Metazoa, Chordata, Aves, Sphenisciformes, Spheniscidae. Gene Ontology annotation, cellular component: cytoplasm; membrane; intracellular membrane-bounded organelle.
CUGCUGAACCCGCAGAGCGGCGCCGGCCGUGCGCUCGAGGACUUCCAGGCGGUGGUGCAGCCCAUGCUGGCCGAGGCCGACAUCGCCACCACCGUCUUCAUCACCGAGAGACCCCACCAUGCACAUGAGAAGGUACGGGAUGAAGACCUGUCGCAGUGGGACACGUUGGUGGUCAUGGCCGGGGACGGGCUCCUGUAUGAGGUGGUGAAUGGGCUCAUGGAGCGGCCGGACUGGGAGGACAUCAUGAAGAAGCCGCUGUGCAUCCUGCCGGGGGGCUCCGGGAACGCCCUGGCAGCCUCCAUCAACCACUACGCAGGCAACGAUCACGUCGCCAAGAAGAAGCUGCUGACGAACUGCGCCUUCAUCCUGUGCAAGGGGCUGCACACGCAGAUGGACCUGGUGUCGCUGAGCACGGCCUCGGGCAAGCGCCUCUUCUCCUUCCUCGGCUUUGGCUGGGGCUUCAUCUCGGACGUGGACAUCGACAGCGAGAAGUACCGCCGGCUGGGCAACGCCCGCUUCACCCUGGGCACCCUCCAGUGCCUGGCCAAGCUGCGGGUGUACCAGGGCCGCCUCUCCUACCUGCCUGCCGUCCCCGAGCAGGGCACUGCCCCAGCACCCAGGGACUCCCACGCGCCCGUCACCAACGGCCAGGCUGGACGCAUCCUGCCACCGGCGGGGACGGAGGCGGCUGGGGCUCUGCCUGCCGACUCACUGCUGGUGCCGCUGUGCCAGCCGGUGCCGACGCACUGGACGGUGGUCCCCGAGGAGGAGUUCGUCACCGUCUACGCCAUCUACCAGUCCCACCUGGGCACCAACCUGCUGAUGGCACCGGCAGCCCGGCUGCAUGACGGUUGCAUCCAUCUCUUCUACCUGAAGGCCGGCAUCAGCCGCGUGGCGCUGCUGAAGCUCUUCCUGGCCAUGGGCAGGGGGACCCACCUGGACUUGAACUGUCCCCACCUGCGCUACGUCCCCGUCCGAGCUUUCCGCCUGGAGCCGCGGGCGGCCGCGGGCAUCAUGACAGUAGACGGUGAGGUGCUGGCCUGCGAGCCCGUGCAGGGCCAGAUCCACGGCCGCCUCUGCCGCGUCCUCAGCAGCUCCUGAGCAGCUGGGUUUAGCCCCCCGUAGCGCUGAGCCGCCGGCACGGCCCGGCACAAGGGCGGCAGAAUCUUCCUCCCACUCAGGAACCUCCUCCUCCUCCCACAGCAAUAGCUCUUGGGGGCCACGGGUGCUCGUCCCCUCGCUUGCCCCCAUGCUUAGCUUUAUCCCCUUGGGACAGCCACCAGCGCUGUCCCAAAAAUGAGCCAGGAGCCCCAUCAGGUACUCUGUGCUGGCGAGACGCCAGCGUGUUUUAUCCCGGUACGAGGUCCUGGCCCUGGGUGGCUGCGCCGGCACAGCCCCAUCCCCUCCCCGGCUUGGACACACAGGGUGGCACUGCUCGUGUCCCCGCCGUGGAGCCAGUGCCACUCCCCAGGGAUGGUCAGGACCAAUAUAUCUAACAGAAGAAAUGGACUUUUUUAAGAACGUUUCUACCCAAAGCUUCCUGUAGAAGCAGAGUUUAUUCUUGUGAGAAAUGCAAUAAAUAUCUAGCGUUUG